Nilaparvata lugens (brown planthopper) is the source of this 1646-nucleotide messenger RNA. RefSeq names its product BTB/POZ domain-containing protein 3-like. The record is from RefSeq and is a predicted model, not a curated record. Bases 336 to 1610 code for a protein of 424 amino acids. Gene Ontology annotation, cellular component: P-body; cytosol. The transcript has 2 exons. Lineage: Eukaryota; Metazoa; Arthropoda; Insecta; Hemiptera; Delphacidae. Gene Ontology annotation, molecular function: protein binding. Gene Ontology annotation, biological process: neurogenesis.
AGUUUUCCGUAUAUUUAAUUGCUUUUGAACAUAGAAGGUUUCCACAGCAGGAUUUUAGCAAUUGACAUAGAAGGUUAUUAUAGUUUUCAUUUUACAGCUGUUAUUUGAUGUUGUAUUGCCAUAGGAGUUUUGUCAAGCAUGCACAGCAAUAUUUUGUAGAGAUAUUCAACAAAAACACAAUUUUGAUAUUUUUUGAUAUAGAAGGUUUCCAUCCUACACCAUCGUUAUGUUAGUUUAUGUAUUAGAGUUACUUCCAGUUUAGAUUCUUGAUACAUCAAGAAUAUUAUUAUAUAAAAUUAUAACUGAUUUUUUUUCUCUAAAUAAUUAUUUUAAACAUGAGUUCUGAAGAAAACAAUGGAGUCACUGCCGAGGAAAAUAUAAAAUCUGAGGAAAUCUUUUUCACAAAACGUUUUCAUAGAUUGGCAGACAGUGAUGUUCACAGUGAUUGUGAAUUUGUAGUUGGUUCCGAAAAGAAAAUUAUCAAGGGACAUAAAUUGAUAUUCAGUGCAGCUAGUGACGUUUUUGAUGCUAUGUUCUUCGGCCCGUUUAGGGAAGACAAUAGUGUAAACAUUGUAGAUUUGAGGCCAGAGGGAUUUGAAGGUAUGAAGACAUUCAUUUAUACAAACGAAAUUUGUUUCAAUUCAGUGUCACAUGCUCUUUUCACCUACACUGCUGCUCAAAAAUAUCUAGUUACACAACUUGAAAAUGUGUGCAUCAAAUUCAUCGAAGAUAAUCUCAAACCGUCACAAGUGUUAGAGUUCUAUGAACUAUGCAAACUCAAUUGCAUAACAAAAUUCAAAAAGUUAUGCACCAGAAUAAUUCAAGAUGAAACUGAUGAGGUGAUUGCUAGUGAUUAUUUCGUCUCUGUAAAACCCAAGACAAUGAAAUUGAUUUUGAAAUCGCCAACCCUAAAAUUGAACUCAGAAAUAGAUGUUUUUGACAAUUUUGAACGGUGGGCCCUGGCUGAAGCAGAACGCAGGGCUAUCAACGAUAAUGACAUUGCUUCAAGCUUCGACGAUCUCAAGGAACACAUACGCUUCCUCACUAUCAAAGGGGACGAGUUGGCUCCAAGAAUUAUCCGUUCCAAACUGUUAACUGAGGAAGAGAAGUACUCUCUUGCUUUCAAUAAAUUGAAAACUCAUUCGAUUCCAUUGACUGGUGGCCUCUCACUCUUUCAGCAUAGACCUCGUAAAUUUCUUCUUCCACCGAAUGAUUGCAUUCGAACCUCUCAUUCAUUUUAUGUUCCAAUUAAUGACCCUGAAAUGGACGUAUUAGAAUAUGUAUUUGGCACCUAUAAAAUUCAUGCUGGCUAUCACUCAGGGUUCAUCUUCAUCUGGAUCACUUGUCACUCUCGCUGUGUAAAAAAAGUACUGCACUCAAUUAAAUACACAUUCAGAAUUCAAGCAAAAUAUGGAUGGAAUGACAUUGUCUAUGAAAAUGAGUACAGUCACUUGGAAAUGUUACAAAACAUGAGUAAAUGUUUACUAGCAGCAAUCCCUGUAAACAAACUGCAACAUUUUCCCAAAAGUGAUGAAAAUAAAGUCAAAGUUCAAGCAAUAUUCAAUUUCACCAAAAUAAAUUUAAAGAGUAUUUUUGAAAAAGCUACUUGAUUUAAUCUGUUCAGUAUUCUUUGAAUGUAUUGAGUU